AGAAGGCUCCAGAAUCGUGUCCCAGGCAGAGAGAACUGAAGUACUGGGGGCCUCCUCCACUGGGUCCGAAUCAGUAGGUGGCCCCGCCCCUGGAUUCUGGAAGACCUCACCAUGGGAUGCCCCCGACCUCGUGCAGCCGAGACGUGGAUGUUCCUGCUCUUGCUGGGGGAAGCCUGGGCAGUGUGUGGAUGCCUGGACCUCCUCACUAAGUUGUAUGCGGAGAACUUGCCGUGUGUCCAUUUGAACCCACAGUGGCCUUCCCAGCCCUCGCACUGCCCCAGAGGGUGGCGAUCCGACCCUGUCCCUCCUGCUGCAGGACACUCCAGGGCACAGGAGGACAAGGUGCUGGGAGGUCAUGAGUGCCAACCCCAUUCGCAGCCUUGGCAGGCGGCCUUGUUCCAGGGCCAGCAACUACUCUGUGGCGGUGUCCUUGUAGGUGGCAACUGGGUCCUUACAGCUGCCCACUGUAAAAAACCGAAAUACACAGUACGCCUGGGAGACCACAGCCUGCAGAAUAAAGAUGGCCCAGAGCAAGAAAUACCUGUGGUUCAGUCCAUCCCACACCCCUGCUACAACAGCAGCGAUGUGGAGGACCAUAACCAUGAUCUGAUGCUUCUUCAACUGCGUGAUCAGGCAUCCCUGGGGCCCAAAGUGAAGCCCAUCAGCCUGGCAGAUCACUGCAUCCAGCCUGGCCAGAAGUGCACCAUCUCAGGCUGGGGCACUGUCACCAGUCCCCGAGAGAAUUUUCCUGACACUCUCAACUGUGCAGAAGUAAAUAUCUUUCCCCAGAAGAAGUGUGAGGAUGCCUACCCAGGGCAGAUCACUGAUGGCAUGGUCUGUGCAGGCAGCAGCAAAGGGGCUGACACGUGCCAGGGCGAUUCUGGAGGCCCCCUGGUGUGUAAUGGUGCACUCCAGGGCAUCACAUCCUGGGGCUCAGACCCCUGUGGGAGGUCCGACAGACCUGGUGUCUAUACCAACAUCUGCCGCUACCUCGACUGGAUCAAGAAGAUCAUAGGCAGCAAGGGCUGAUUCUAGGAUAAGCACCAGAUCUCCCUUAAUAAACUCAAAACUCUCUGGUUC
Messenger RNA from Symphalangus syndactylus (siamang), 1080 nucleotides. It is a transcript of the gene KLK8, whose product is annotated as kallikrein related peptidase 8. Lineage: Eukaryota; Metazoa; Chordata; Mammalia; Primates; Hylobatidae. Gene Ontology annotation, molecular function: serine-type endopeptidase activity. Gene Ontology annotation, biological process: neuron projection morphogenesis; memory; proteolysis. The record is from RefSeq and is a predicted model, not a curated record. Gene Ontology annotation, cellular component: secretory granule.